CCAUCUCUCUCUCUCUCCCCCCCUCUCUCUCUCUCUCUCUCUCUCUAUUGCCGCCGAUCGACCGACCGACACUUGCAGCCAUUUUACGCAGGACGAACCCGAUCAUGUCGUGAGCGGAUCCCGCCGGUCACCUGGGCAGAGCCAGCCAGCCGCGCGCGCCCCGGCGCUCGCACACGGAGGGUGACAGGGGAGAGGGGGGGGGCCUUGGGGGGGGCGGGGGGCGGCAGGUAGGUCCGGCCAAAAUGGUGAAAAGGAAAAGCCUGGACGAUAACGAGCCGGAGUGCGGGAAAGGAAUACCGUUCCCCAUCCAGACCUUCCUGUGGAGGCAAACCAGUGCAUUUCUGCGUCCAAAGUUGGGAAAACAGUAUGAAGCAUCUUGUGUGUCCUUUGAGCGGGUGCUGGUGGAGAAUAAGCUCCACGGGCUGUCGCCGGCGCUGUCGGAGGCCAUUCAGAGCAUCUCCCGCUGGGAGCUGGUCCAGGCGGCCCUGCCUCAUGUACUCCACUGCACCUCCAUCCUGCUAUCUAACAGGAACAGGCUGGGCCACCAGGACAAGCUGGGCGUAGCCGAGACCAAGCUGCUGCACACGCUGCACUGGAUGCUGCUGGACGCCGCUCAGGAGUGCAACCACGAGCCCAGCUUGAGCCACGGCUGGUCGGGCGGCAGCAGCAGCAGCGCGUUCCUCCAGCCGGUUGGCAACCAGGGGUCGUCCCCGGGGGCUCCCGGCUCUGGCUCCGGAUCCGCCCUGGGGGGGUCGGGCCCCCAGCAUGGCGGCUCCCUGCCGGAGGAGGACGAGCAUGCUCGCACCAAGCUGUUCCACAAGAGCAUGGCCACGGUGGAGCUGUUUGUGUUCCUGUUCGCUCCGCUCAUUCACCGGAUAAAGGAGUCGGACCUGACCUUUCGAUUGGCCAGCGGCCUGGUGAUAUGGCAGCCGAUGUGGGAGCACCGGCAGCCCGACAUCCCCGCCUUCACCGCGCUCAUCAAACCAGUCAGAAACAUUGUAACAGCAAAGAGGAACUCCCCCGUCAACAACCAGUGCAGCCCCUGUGGAUCCGGCAACCCGGGUCCCAUGGGAUUCCAGGUGGUUUGCGAAGCCGCCCAAUCGGAUUCCUCCUCCCCCGCAGCUGGAGAGAGGAGCUGUCGUCGUGGUAACUCGGUCGAGAAAGGUGGCCCUUCCCAACAACCCCCAGCAGUGAAAGGUCCUUCCAAGAAAAAGACAUCAGCGCCCGCCGGCCUGCUGACCUCCAUGGCCCAACGAGCACGCUACGCAACGUACUUCGAUGUGGCGGUGCUGCGCUGCCUGCUGCAGCCGCACUGGACAGAGGAGGGCGUGCACUGGGCCCUGAUGUUCUACCUGCAGCGCCUGAGGCAGAUCCUGGAGGAGAGACCCGAGCGCACCUCCGAACCCUCGGUGACGCCUCUGCCGCGUCCCCGCAGCAGCUCCAUGGUGGCGGCUACGCCGUCACUGGUCAACACCCACAAGACUCAGGACAUGACUCUGAAAUGCAACGAAGAGGGGAAGUCUCUGAGCACAGAGACGUUUACGAAGGUCUCUCUGACCAGCCUCCGUCGUCAGGCCGUCCCUGACCUCUCCUCCGACCUGGGCAUGAGCAUUUUCAAGAAGUUUAAGAACCGGCGUGACGACCGCGAGCGAAAGGGCUCCAUCCCGUACCAUCACGCGGGGAAGAAGCGCCAGCGGCGUAUGGGCGUUCCCUUCCUGCUCCACGAGGACCACCUGGACGUCUCGCCCACCCGCAGCACCUUCUCCUUCGGUAGCUUCUCGGGCCUCGGGGAUGACCGACGGGCUCUGGACCGCGGGGGCUGGCAGGCCACCAUCAUGGGCAAGUUCACACGGAGGGGCAGCACGGACACUGCUGCAGACGCCGAUAGUCUGAGUGCCAAGCACUCUCAUUCCCACCACUCUUUGCUCAGAGACAUGCCCGACCACUCCAACAGCCACAGCGAUAACACCGUCAGAGAGGUGCGAUCUCAGAUCUCCACCAUCACCAUGGCUGCAUUCAACACCACGGUGGCGUCAUUCAACGUCGGCUACGCCGACUUCUUCACGGAGCACAUGAAGAAGCUGUGCAACCCCGUCACCGUCCCCGAGAUGCCUGUGGAGCCGCUGGCCUGCGCCAACCUGCCACGCAGCUUCACCGACUCCUGCAUCAACUACUCCUGUCUGGAGGAAGGGGAGAACAUUGAGGGCACCAACAACUUUGUGCAGAAGAACGGCAUGCUGGACCUCACUGCUGUGCUGCGGGCUCUCUACGCCGUCCUCAGCCACGACAUCAGCUCCAGGAUCUGCGAUGUGGCUCUCAAUAUCAUCGACUGCCUGCUGCAGUUGAGCGUGGUGCCCGACAUGGGCAAGAAGCUGUGCAAGCCCGACAACAAGGAGAACCAGGAGGCCCGAGCCAAAGACACGGCCGGUCAGGGCCUCGGAGCGGGCGCCCAGGGAGGCGGGUCCCUCCCGGGGGCGGGUGGAGGGGGCGAUGGUGGUGGUGGUGGUGGAGGAGGAGGAGGAGGAGGAGGAGGAGGGGGAAGUGGUGGAGGGAGUGGGCAAGGGAGCAAAGAUGAUGUGAAAAAUAACAAGGAUUACGAUAAAAAGGAAGAAGGCUCUGGCUUCAGCACCCACCGCCUGGCUCUCACCAUGCUGAUAAAAAUAGUGAAGUCGCUGGGCUGUGCCUAUGGCUGUGGCGAGGGACACCGCGGCUUGUCAGGGGAUCGCCUCCGGAUGCAGGCCCAGAACUGCCUGACCAGCCUUUAUAAGCUGGACAAGGUGCAGUUUCGACAGACAAUGCGCGAGUACGUCAACAAAGAUUCUCUCAAUAACAUAGUGGACUUCCUGCAUGCACUGCUGGGCUUCUGCAUGGAGCCCAUCACUGACAACAAGGCAGGCUUCGGUAACAACUUCACCACGGGGGACAACAAGUCCGUGGCCCAGAACAUGGAGGCGGUUGUGGUGGGCUGCAUGUUCAAGUCUCUCAUAACCCGCUGCGCGUCGACCACACACGAGCUGCACAGCCCCGAGAACCUGGGCCUGUACUGUGACAUCCGCCAGCUGGUGCAGUUCAUUAAGGAGGCCCAUGGAAAUGUGUUCCGCCGGGUGGCGCUGAGCGCCCUCCUGGACAGCGCCGAGAAGGUCACCACCACCAAGAAACCCGAGGAGAAGGAAGAGGCCAAGCAGCCGGGACCCAGGAGGUCAGAGGCGGGUGUGUCCGGGGAGAAGGGUCAGGUGUCCAGUGCUGCAGAUGAGUGUCGCAGCUACAUCUCCAGUAGACCCCCCCAGACCCCCGAACAUGACGAGCAGAUCCCCGGCGCUCUGCUGGGCAGGAAGGACUUCUGGAGGAAGAUGUUCAAGUCGCAGAGCGCCGCCAGCGACACCAGCAGCCAAUCCGAGCAGGACACCUCCGAGUGCACCACCGCACACUCCGGCACCACCACGGACCGGCGCUCGCGCUCCAGAUCCCGCCGCAUCUCGCUUCGCAAGAAACUGAAGCUGCCGAUAGGCAACUGGUUGAAGCGUUCUUCCCUUUCUGGACUGACCGACGGUGUUGAGGACCUGCUGGACAUCAGCUCGGUGGAUCGUCUCUCCUUCAUACGUCAGAGUUCAAAGGUGAAGUUCACCAGCGCGGUGAAGCUGCUGGAGGGCGGCGCGGUGGGGCCGGAGUUCGCCAGGGACGAGGAGGAGAAUUUCUUCAAGCGGCUCGGUAAAUGGAGGUCUGGCAGGCGGAAUCCAUCCAAGCUUCACCACACAGAAGAGAAAGAUGGACCUCACGGCUUUCAAGAGCGUCUGGCGGCCAGCCAGGAGGCCAUGAAGAACAAGAACGUAGUGAAUCUGGGCGCCAUUCGACAGGGCAUGAAGCGCUUCCAGUUCCUGCUGAACUGCUGCGAGCCGGGGACCAUACCGGACGCCUCCAUCCUCGCCGCUGCUCUGGACCUGGAAGCUCCUGUCGUGGCCCGGGCCUCCCUCUUCCUCGAAUGCGCCCGGUUUGUGCACCGCUGUAACCGUGGCAACUGGCCGGAGUGGAUGAAGGGCCACCACGUAAACAUUACCAAGAGAGGCCUCUCGCGGGGUCGAUCACCUGUUGUGGGCAACAAAAGAAACCAGAAGCUCCAGUGGAACGCCGCCAAACAUUUCUGCCAGUGGGGAGAUGCCAUCGGCACGAGGCUCAGUGAACUGUGUCACUCUGACAGCGAGAGCCCUGCAAACAUCCUGGGUUACAUCUUUGAUGAGGAGACCAAACGGAGGAUGAGAAAAGAAGACGAGGAAGAGGACUAUCUGGAUGACAACACAGUCAAUCCUACAAAAUGUGGCUGCCCCUUCGCUCUGAAGAUGGCUGCCUGCCAGCUGUUGUUGGAAAUCACCACUUUCCUGCGGGAGACCUUUCCCUGCCUACCACGCCCACGCACCGAACCACUGGUGGAUCUUGAAAGCUGCCGCCUGCGGCUGGACCCGGAUCUCGGCCGCCAGCGCUACGAGAGGAAGAUCAGCUUUGCGGGAAUCCUCGACGACGAGGACGGCCACGACUCGCUCAACAGCAGCAGCCACACGCUGAAGUCCGACACCGUCUGCGACGAGAAGAAGCAGCCGGAAGUUCAAGACAAUCUCGCUCCGCUGCCCUCCCCUCCAGCGCCGAGCCGGAAGAUUCGCAUCGGGGGCUCCCGGCUGCUCCAGAUCAAAGGCGCUCGCAGCUUCCGCAUAAAGAAAGGCGGCUCCCUGUCCUCCAUACGCCGGGCCGGGAGCCUCAAGAGCACCAAGAUACCGCGGCAGGACUCCGGGUCGGAGAACGACGAGGGGCUGCUGUCGCAAACGCACAGCAGGGAUACCGUCACCGACAUCGGCAGUCCCUUCAGCACCAGUGAACCCAGCAUAGAGCCGGAGGGUCAGGGCUCUGGGGGAGCAGAGGACAACUACCACCGCAACAUGUCCUGGCUCCACAUUAUGAUCCUGCUGUGCAACCAGCAGAGCUUCAUCUGCACCCACGUGGACUUCUGCCACCCUCGCUGUUACCAGCACCACAGCCGCUCCUGCGCCCGUCUGGUGCGCGCCAUCAAGCUCGUGUAUGGCGAGACAGUGGACAGCCUGAGAGAGGAGAGCGCCUCCUCCGGUUUUAUUGGGGCGCGUGCCAAGAAGAGCAAAGAGUGUUCAGACAAGUCUUGCCUGAGGACCCCGUCUAUGAAGAGGAGACCCACGGACUCCAACACGGAGGGGAAGAAGGACACCGGCAUGCUCAAGUACAUCCGCAACCAGGUGAUGAGCCUGUCGCCGGCGCCGCUUUCGCUGCUGAUCAAGGCGGCUCCCAUCUUGACCGACGACAUGUACGGAGACAUCCAGCCAGCGGCCUGGGAGCUCCUGCUCAGUGUGGAUGAACACAUGGCGGCCGCGGCAGCUGCCAUGUUCCUCCUGUGUGCUGUCAAGGUCCCCGACGCGGUGACCGAAAUGAUGAUGGCAGAGUUCCAGCACCAGGAGGCCUGCCAGCGCAUCAACUCCGUCCUGAAGUUUUACACACUGUGGCGUUUUCGCUACCAGGUGUGGCCUCGCAUGGAAGAAGGAGCCCAGCAGAUCUUUAAGAUCCCUCCCCCCAGCAUCAACUUCACUCUGCCAUCUCCUAUACUCGGCAUGCCUUGUGUUCCCAUAUUUGACCCUCCUUGGGUGCCCCAGAAUACAGGCAGCGUCCGGGACCCGAUCAAUGAAGACCAGUCCUUCUCCACAUUAAUUCAGUCAGUCCAUGCCAUAAAAUCCUUCUCGGCGCGGGCGGUGUCGCGCUCCCACCAGCGGGCUGAGCACAUCCUGAAGAACCUGCAGCAGGAGGAGGAGAAGCGCCGCCUGGGGCGCGAGGCUAGCAUCAUCACGGCCAUCCCCGUGGCCCAGGAGGCCUGCUACGAGCCCACGUGCAGCCCCCCGCCCGAGCAGGAGGAGGAAGCAGAAGAAGUGGUGAACCUGGCUUCGCGCCGUCUGUCCGUCAGCCCCUCCUGCGCCUCUAGCAACUCCCACAGGAACUAUUCUUUCCGUCGGGGUUCCGUGUGGUCGGUCCGCUCGCUGGCCAGCGCCGAAGAUGAAGAGAACACAACGGAACACACUCCUACACACCACAUGUUACAGCCUCCCCAAGCCGUUUUCCCAGCAUGCAUCUGUGCCGCAGUCCUACCAAUCGUGCACCUGAUGGAGGACGGGGAGGUCCGAGAGGAUGGUGUGGCCGUGAGUGCUGUUGCCCAACAAAUCCUGUGGAACUGCCUAAUUGAAGAUCCGGCCCUGGUUCUCCGCCACUUCCUGGAAAAGCUAACAGUGAGCAAUCGACAGGAUGAGCUGAUGUUCAUGUUAAGGAAGCUGCUGCUCAACAUCGGAGAUCUGCCGGCUCAGACCUCUCAUAUCCUCUUCAACUAUCUGGUGGGACUGAUCAUGUAUUUUGUGCGGACCCCGUGUGAGUGGGGAAUGGACGCCAUCUCUGCCACGUUGACCUUCCUGUGGGAGGUGGUCGGCUAUGUGGAGGGGCUCUUCUUCAAAGACCUCAAGCAGACCAUGAAGAAGGAGCAGUGUGAAGUCAAGCUGCUGGUCACUGCAUCCAUGCCAGGAACCAAGACGCUGGUGGUGCAUGGGCAGAACGAAUGUGAUAUCCCAACACAGCUUCCAGUCCAUGAAGACACUCAGUUUGAAGCCCUACUCAAGGAGUGCCUGGAAUUUUUCAACAUUCCUGAGGCCAGAUCGGCACACUACUUCCUCAUGGACAAACGAUGGAACCUCAUCCAUUAUAGCAAGACAUACGUGAGAGACAUCUACCCCUUCCGGAGAUCAGUUUCUCCGCAGCUUAACCUGGUCCACAUGCUGCCUGAGAAAGGACAGGAGCUGAUCCAGAAACAGGUGUUUUCCCGUAAACUAGAGGAAGUUGGACGUGUCCUCUUCCUCAUCUCCCUCACUCAAAACAUGCCGGCCGUGCACAAGCAGUCCCACGUCUCCCUGCUGCAGGAAGACCUCCUCCGCCUGCCGUCCUUCCCGCGGACCGCCAUCGACGCCGAGUUCUCGCUGGCCACCGAGCCUCAAGGCAAGGAGCUGUUUGGGCUGGACACCCUCCACAAGGUGCUGUGGAUCAAGCUGCUGGAGGAGAUGUUCCUGGGCAUGCCCAGCGAGUACCCGUGGGGCGACGAGAUGAUGCUGUUCCUCAACGUCUUCAACGGGGCGCUGCUGCUGCACCCUGAGGACAGCGCCCUCCUCAGGCAGUACACCGCCACCGCCAUCAACACCGCUGUGCACUUCAACCACCUCUUCUCCUUGAGCGGCUACCAGUGGAUCCUGCCGACCAUGCUGCAGGUCUACGCCGACUACGAGAGCAACCCUUUACUGAGGCGCGGCAUCGAGUUCUGCUGCCGGCAGUUCUACAUCCUCCACCGCAAACCCUUUGUCCUGCAGCUGUUUGCCAGCGUGGCUCCACUGCUGGAAUUCACAACCAGCACCAGUACCGGUCUUUCUAAAGGAGUGUCCGCUCAGUGUCUGUUUGACCUGCUGAUCUCUCUGGAGGGGGAGACCAAGGACGCUCUGGACGCUCUGGAGCUUGUUAAGGCUGAGAAGCCUCUACGCUCUUUAGAUUUUUGCUAUGGGAAUGAGGACCUGGCCUUCUCUGUCAGUGACUCCAUCAAGCUGUGUGUCACCGUGGCUGCCUACGCCCCAGAAUCCUUUAGGAGUCUGCAGAUGCUGAUGGUGCUGGAGGCCUUGGUCCCGUGCCACCUCCAGAAGCUGAAGAUCAACACGGUUACGAUGGAGUCGGCCUCAGCUGCCAGGGAUGAGAUUGCAGCCAUUGCUGCCUUGGCCACAUCCCUGCAGGCCCUCCUCUACAGCUCGGAGUCCCUCACAAGGCCCAUGACAGCCCCCCAGAUGUCCCGCUCUGACCAGGGCCAUAAAGGAGGCACUGCAGCUAACCACGCCAUGUCGGGAGGGGUCAACACCCGGGACAACCUGCACCUGCUGGAGGAAGGCCAGGGGAUGCCGAGGGAGGAGCUGGAUGAGCGCAUCGCCAGGGAAGAGUUCCGGCGGCCCAGGGAAUCGCUGUUGAACAUUUGCACCGAGUUUUACAAACAUUGCGGCCCGCGACUCAAAAUCCUGCAGAACGUGGCCGGGGAGCCGCGGGUCACGGCACUGGAGCUGCUGGACAUCAAGUCCCACAUGAGGCUGGCGGAGAUCGCCCACGCCCUGCUGAAAUUGGCCCCCUACGACACCCUGACCAUGGAGAGCCGCGGGCUGCGGCGCUACAUCAUGGAGAUGCUGCCCAUCACCGACUGGUCGUCCGAGGCCGUCCGCCCCGCCCUCAUCCUCAUCCUCAAGAGGCUGGACCGCAUGUUCAACAAGAUCCACAAGAUGCCUACGCUCAGGUGCGCUCGCCCACAGGCAUUAUGCACCAGGGUGGUGUUGUAUGGGUGGGUGUUCUCCAGGAGACAGGUGGAGUGGGAGGCGGCCAGCAGCCUGAUCGAGGGGAUCUGCCUGACCCUGCAGCGACAGCCAAUCAUCUCCUUCCUCCCACACCUUCGCUCGCUGAUCAACGUCUGCGUCAACCUGGUGAUGGGUGUGGUCGGUCCCUCCAGCGUGGCCGACGGGCUCCCUCUCCUCCACCUGAGCCCCUACCUCUCGCCCCCGCUGCCCUUCAGCACAGCAGUGGUGCGCCUGGUCGCCCUGCAGAUCCAGGCAUUGAAGGAGGACUUUCCUCUCAGCCAUGUGAUCUCGCCCUUCACCAAUCAGGAGAGGCGGGAGGGGAUGCUGCUCAACCUGCUCAUUCCCUUUGUGCUCACUGUGGGCUCUGGAAGCAAAGACAGCCCCCACCUGGAGCAGCCGGAGAUCUUCCUGCUCCUGCAGACGGUCAUCAACAUCCUGCUGCCUCCCCGGAUCAUCUCCACCUCCCGCACAAAGAACUUCAUGCUGGACGCCUCCCCGGCUCACUGCUCCACCCCGGGCGACACGGGGAAGGAUCUGCGCAGGGAGGGACUGGCGGAGUCCACCAGCCAGGCCGCGUAUCUGGCUCUGAAGGUGGUGUUGGUCUGCUUCGAGCGCUCGCUGGGAAACCAGUGGUACCGGCUCAGCUUGCAGGUGAAAGAGAUGGCGCUGAGGAAAGUGGGCGGCUUGGCCUUCUGGGACUUCAUUGACUUCAUCGUCCGAACCCGCAUCCCUAUCUUCGUGCUGCUGAGGCCCUUCAUACAGUGCAAGCUGUUGACGCAGCCCGCCGACUCCCAGGAGGAGAUCACGGCCCGUCAUCACAUCGCCGACCAGCUGGAGCGCCGAUUCAUCCCGCGGCCCCUCUGCAAGAGCUCCCUGUUUGCAGAGUUCAACAACGAGCUGAAGAUACUCAAGGAGGCCGUGCACAGCGGCUCUGCUUACCAGGGAAAGACGUCCAUCAGCACGGUGGGCACCUCCACGUCGGCGUAUCGCCUCAGUUUGGCCACAAUGUCGCGCUCCAACACCGGCACCGGCACCGUGUGGGAGCAGGAGAGCCAGCCAUCGCGCCAACCCUCCCAAGACACACUCAGCCGCACGGACGAGGACGACGAAGAGAAUGACUCUAUGAGCAUCCCCAGCGUGGUGAGCGAGCACGAGGCCUUCCUGCCCCGGAUGAUGGCGCAGCGCCGGUUCUCCAGCCACGCCACCGGCUCCGUGGCCUCGCAGCCCGAGGUGCCGCGCGCCACCAUGCUGCCCAGCCAUAGUGAACCCAAUGUGCUAGAUGAGUCCCAGGGCCUUCUGCAGGAGGGUAACCUCUCUAGGGUUGCCAGUGUGCAGAGUGAACCGGGCCCGCAGAACCUUCUGCUCCAGCCUCCUUUAGGAAGAAAGAGAGGCCUCAGACAGCUACGUCGCCCCCUGCUGUCCAUUCCAAAGAAUGAACCCCGCGGCCGAUCCGGAGCGAGGAUCUCCACCACGCGCAGGGGCAUCCAGCCCAAGAACAAACCACUGGAAACGUUGUUGGACUGUGAAGCGCACGCCGACCAAAAGCGAUCCGUCACCUUCACGGAGAACCAAGGCCAGGGGACCGCCGGCACGACGGAGCCAGCAGCUGAGGCCAGGAAGGCCAGUCCGGCCCUCUCCAAGUCCCCGACCCUGGAAGCGGCCUCCGUCUCCUCGGCGACGGUGACGGCCGACCUGCACGGCCCCGCUGAGACGCAGGUUGCUCCCGCCGUAAGCAGCAAGGAGAGGCGAGAGCAGUGGGGCCUCCGCAGCAGCCUCUCCCCCCCGCACUCCAUCUCCCGCCCCUCCACCCCGACACACCCGUCCCGGACCUGCUCCCCGCUGCCCCUCUCCCGGACCUGCUCCCCUCUCGCCUUGUCCCGCACCUCCUCUCCUCUGCCCCCGCCGCUGCCGGUGCUGGGCACGGCGCCGGCGCCCGGCCCCCCGCCUCCUCCGCCUCUGCCGCCGGCACCUCUCCUGCCUCCGCCGCCGCCGGGGGCCCCCCGCAUCCGAGAGAGCCCCGGUGACGAGGACACGGCGGCGCUGCUGCCGCGCGGCGACACCCUGCUGCAGCUGAGCGAGGACGGCGGCACGGAGAACCCCCUCCUCAGGCCGCUGCUGUCCCACCCCUCGCCCCGCCGCCGCCCCCUGCCCUUCUCCCCGGUCGACCUGGACCUGGACGAGUCGCACGUCUGAGGGUACUGUAGUUUGCCAUGAAGACGCCACAGGGAGGCGGGCGCUGCAGGCGCAUGCGAGCAAGCGGCGUAGUGAAGCAGGGGACGCGCAGGGAAGUGAGACCCUUCCUCAGUGUGUCGGUGAGCCAGCGACUGGUUUUCUAUCGCGUCUGUAGCCCGAAUGAAAAAAAAGAGAGAACCAUUCUUUGUUUUGCCCCAAAACAGAACUGCCCUCCCCUCGUCGUAGUUGUUUGGCUUUGACACCCCCCUCACUCUCCGCCUCUUUAGGACGGUAAUUAAUCCCUUACGCCUUGAAUAUCAGCAUAAUCGUCCUGUGUGUGUUCUCUUGGCUACACGGCCUGCAGGUUGAAUGUAUGUUUUAGCAGCACUCUACUUGCUCGACUCCUUCGUCAUAGCAACGGGGGGUCAUGCCCCAAGAUGGAAGGUUCAUUUUUAAAUUUUAUCCUGGAUUAGUACUCAAUUCAGAAGUUCAGAGAGGUUUAAGAAUGGAUGUUUAACAAAUCAAUGCUUCUAAUACUGUAUUUGAAUGUCUAUAUUGCAGAAAUCUAUAUGAAUUGAUAAAAGGAGAUAUUAUAUCUUGUAAAAAGUCUUGCAAAGUCUAUAAAGGAGGGCAAUUCAGGACAUGUAUAAACAGCGAAAGUAUCUAUAAGAGACUUUUAAAGCGGUGAGGCUUUAUAUUAUAUGAAGGAAAUAUACAGUAAAUAUUUAAAACAGCCUAUUUAUUUUAAACAUUUAUCUAAUGAGAAAUGUUUUUUUACUCUUCUGGAAAGCGUCCAUUGAGCAAAGUCCUGUUUCAUAACGUCAACCAUAAUUUCCUUUAACUCUUCUUCACACGUGUGUCGUGACGCUCGCCGUCUCAAUAGGAUAUUUUAUUAGGGAACAAAGACGGUACCUUUGUGUUUGUCAGCUUCAAAUAUCAUCUCCGACGAGAGAAGAGUUGUGCUGAUGGGACAGUGCAGGUUGUGUGUUGUUUGUGUGCGUCUGUGGCUCACCACAGUGUUACCUGGUUGCUUAUUCCACGCCUUAACACAGAACUAUUUACAUGUCUGUUUAUUGUGUCUGCUGAAACCCUCGUACCUCGUAAGUGUCCACUUUUAAUGAGAUCAUGUAGUUUUUGGACAUGUGGUGAUAUCCAAUAAUAAUAAUCUUAAUAUGUAUUUGAAACAUUCUGAUCUCACGCUGCUUGACUCCUGUCGUCACUAAAAAAAACAAUAGUGUAAUGAUAAUCACAUGAAUAUGUGCCAUAAGUCACGUCAACGCACACUGUGUUGUUGUUUUUUGACGUCAGUGCCGUGAAAAUGUCGCAUUUGUCAUUACAUAGAGAUUGUGAAAUGUAUUUUUUGCAGUGGGAAUAGAGAGAAAAUAAUGCAGCCUCAUCAGGGGUGUCUUAAUGCAGUUUACUCAACAAAUAUUUAAAGUGUAUUCUUAAUAAAAAUGCAAUUAAUAAUAAUUUAAGAUGCAGAAAUUCAACAUAUUGAUAAAGGAAAUGAAGCGAGAUAAUGUGUGUGUUAUGCAUUCUUGUCCCGUCCUCUGUAUCCGUGUCAACCUAAGCAAUGAUCUGUUCAUUAAUUUUAAACAAUGUAAGACAUUUCUAUCUCAAAUCCAUAAAAAAGGUACAAAGUACAAAGAUGCAUAAGCGUUUUUUGUCAGAGGGCCUUUGAACUGUUGAAUCUGAGUUCCCUUUAAAUGUAAUGCGUCCGUCAAAUUAUGUCCUCUUUGUGUUAGAACUAUAUAUCAGAAUAUUUCUGGAAUAUCCAAAUAAAUGAAUAUUGUUUACAAUUUA
Messenger RNA from Gasterosteus aculeatus aculeatus (three-spined stickleback), 12395 nucleotides. Lineage: Eukaryota; Metazoa; Chordata; Actinopteri; Perciformes; Gasterosteidae. The record is from RefSeq and is a predicted model, not a curated record.